This is a messenger RNA of Closterium sp. Naga37s-1, 1008 nucleotides long. NCBI's taxonomy places the organism in Eukaryota, Viridiplantae, Streptophyta, Zygnematophyceae, Desmidiales, Closteriaceae. The record is from the annotation of a GenBank genome assembly.
AUGGAACUGGAGUUGAAAUCCAUGUGGGAAGAGUUAGAGCGCGUGAAACAGCUCGCCCGCGCAGCUGGUCAGACUCCCAGGAGCGGCCCCAACAUCGACGGGGCGACAUCCGGCCUACGUGGCAGCGUGUGGGAUAUCAACGAGAGGGGGAAUGACGCCACGCACAUGCGCGAUGCAUCAGCGGUCGUCCGGCAGUUGCUCACAAGCCUGGGGGCGCAGGAACAAUCUCCUGUGUGUCGAAGCCCCGCUGCCAUGCAGACUGUGGCCCUGAGUGCUAAGCCAACUCAGGCUCUCUCCGAGAUGAACAGCCAAGCACUCGCUGUGCCGCUCCAGCAAACGCUCGAGGUUCAGGGGGAGAGUACCGGGCCUCCUGCAGCGACAGCCGCUGCGGGCGGCAAGACAGGGCCCGAGGGUGCAGGCGGAACGCUGGUCCCCAAGAUUUCCUACGCUGGUGUGCACCUGCUGCGGGAUGGUUUGUGGCAUGUUAAACUGGUGAAGGACCCGAAGAACCCGAGCACCAUCAUGCUCGGGUCGUACGAGGACCAGCUCGUCGCUGCGCGGGCGUUUGCCGCUGCGGUGCAUGUCGUCCGUCGCCAUCAGCCUAUUCGUGGCCGGGUUUUGCCGCUGCAUGGUGCCGACCUCGAGAUACUGAAGGGUUGCACCACACGCCACGUGGAGUUCUUGGCCAGGCGGAGGGCAUGGGGUCGGUGGGAGCGAUGGCAGACGGAGAUUGAAGAGAUGGGCGGCCUUCCUGCAGAAGGGGAAGUAGGGGCAGCGGCGGCACAGACCAACGAAACAGCCGCGGCACAAGUCCAUGAUAGUGCCGCAACGCCUUCCUCUGAGCCGGAUGUGGCCCGGGUCACCGAGCCCAUUGCUGCACCAACCCGUGGUGACGUGGUGGCAGCUGCCGCCACCCCACUUCCAGGAAACGAUGGCACGGCGCAGGAAGACGAGGGUGGUGCGGCGACCGUGGGAAAUCAGAACCAGGAGAACACCAUCCGUGACUAA